This is a messenger RNA of Tripterygium wilfordii, 1680 nucleotides long. RefSeq names its product autophagy-related protein 18a-like. Bases 120 to 1340 code for a protein of 406 amino acids. Lineage: Eukaryota; Viridiplantae; Streptophyta; Magnoliopsida; Celastrales; Celastraceae. Gene Ontology annotation, cellular component: cytosol; extrinsic component of membrane; phagophore assembly site membrane. Gene Ontology annotation, biological process: protein lipidation; protein localization to phagophore assembly site; nucleophagy. The transcript is spliced from 4 exons. The record is from RefSeq and is a predicted model, not a curated record. Gene Ontology annotation, molecular function: protein binding; phosphatidylinositol-3,5-bisphosphate binding; phosphatidylinositol-3-phosphate binding.
UGCUUCAGUGUGGUCGGAGUGUUGAUUAGUGUCCGUCACCUAUAAAAACGCAAAGACCUUCACAUUCACCAUCCCAGCACAAUUGCCUUUCGUUAGGGCUCCCAAACUCUCUCCCUCCGAUGGCUCAACGGUCCGAUUCUGAGUCCGACGCGGACUCCUGUUCUUCACUCCCGAGUUCAGCCGAUAAUCCUUCUCUCAUUCAUUCGAGAAACCCGGACUCGAACCCGAAUCCGACCUCGUCGGGCUCGAUACCUACUUUACUCCACCUCUCCUUCAACCAGAACAACGCGUGCUUCGCGGCAGGGACCGACUCAGGCUUUCUCGUCUUCCAGUGCGAGCCUUUCAAGCUCCAAUUCCGCCGUGACUUCUUACCGCAGCCGCGAGGGGCCGUCGGAUUCGUCGCGAUGCUCUUCCGUAGCCAGAUGCUUGGACUUGUGGGUCCUCCUAACGCCGGCAGUGAUCCCCUACAGCCACCGAUGUUUCCGUCGAACAAACUCAUGAUCUGGAACGAUGUCGAUUCAAGGUGUAUCGGAGAGCUAUCCUUCCGCUCCGACGUUAAGUCCGUUCGUCUCCGGAACGACCGUAUCGUUGUGGUGUUGCAGCAUAGGGUUUACGUGUACAACUUCGCCGAUUUGAGGCUGGUACACCAGAUCGAGACUGCCGCGAACCCUAGAGGCCUGUGCGAGGUUUCUCAUGUAGUAGGGCCAAUGGUGCUGGUGACACUGGGCCUGCAGAAGGGGCAGUUGAGAAUCGAGGAUUACCGGUCAAAGCGUACUAAGUUUGUCAUGGCGCAUGAUUCAAGGAUAGCUUGCUUAACACUCACUCAGGACGGGAGGCUGUUGGCUACCGCCAGUAAUAAAGGGACUUUAAUUAGAGUUUUCAACGCUCUUGAUGGCUCGCUUCUGCAAGAGGUCAGGAGAGGUUCAGAAAGAGCUGAGAUAUACAGCCUUGCUUUCUCUUCAACUGCACAGUGGCUAGCUGCUUCGAGUGAGAAGGGAACCGUCCACGUCUUCUGUCUCAAGGCUGUUUCUGGAUUGUUGGGGAAUGAUGGAUCUUGUGCUGGAGCUGAACAGAGUCGUUCUGAUCAGCCUUCUAAACUAUCACUUUCCCUCUUGAAAGGUAUAUUGCCAAGGUAUUUUAGCUCAGAGUGGUCGGUGGCUCAGUUUCGAUUGAAUGAAGGUUUGCAGUACCUCGUGGCCUUUGGCCUCCAAAAGAACACUCUUAUGAUUAUCGGCAUGGACGGAAGUUUCCACCGAUGCCAGUUCGACCCCGUGGCUGGUGGAGAGAUGACUCAGCUUGAAUACUACAAUUUCCUGGAGCCUGCAGAAGAGACUUCCUAAACUUGUACAAAUGAUUCUGUUUCCAAUGGUGCUAGUAUAUAUAUAGUCAAUUGCUUUUUCUUUACAAUUUUGGCAUAGUACAUACAUGUUGUAAAUAACUAACUACAUGAGCAAAUGAAGAUUGGCUAGGUUUUAAUGGUUAGUUCCCGCCCACUUUUUUUAAAAAAAUAACCAGGUUCCCGAACAUAAGCAUGCUAGAUCCUUUACCUUAUUGUUUUCUAUGUAAAUUAUUAUUUUGUCAAAUCACGAAUAUUUUUCCCUUUCAUUUAUGAAUAAUGUAAUGGGGCUACUUGUGACUCUCUGCAGUGGAAAUAGAACUACCUCAUAGAUUAGUCUGUCU